AUGGGUAAACCGAAGCGAAACGUCCUUGCCGCUGCGCAAGAGGCCCUCACUCCUCCCGACACCCUCGAGCCGACGCAGGCUAUCGUGCGCGUCCUGAAGCCCGAGGGAAACAACCUCUACACCUGCGAGAUGCCCAGCAAGAAGCACGUUGUUCUCGAGCUCGCCCAGCGCCUCCGCAACACCAUCUGGAUCAAGCGCGGCGGCUACGUCCUGGCCGAGGGAUAUCCCGUGGGAACGCAGGACAGCCGGGCAGCUGGGGAAAUUGUCAAGGUUGUGCGCGACGAGAAGCUCUGGCGGAAGCAGCCGUAUUGGCCAAAGGAAUUCGAAAAGUCGGUCCAGGAAGACAGCGACGAGGAGAGCGACUCCAACGUGGGGAAGCUGCCGCCUAGUGACGACGAGGAAGAUGAAGACGAAGAAUGA
Trichoderma citrinoviride is the source of this 420-nucleotide messenger RNA. RefSeq names its product nucleic acid-binding protein. The transcript is spliced from 2 exons. Gene Ontology annotation, biological process: translational initiation. Lineage: Eukaryota; Fungi; Ascomycota; Sordariomycetes; Hypocreales; Hypocreaceae. Gene Ontology annotation, cellular component: nucleus. Gene Ontology annotation, molecular function: translation initiation factor activity; RNA binding. The record is from RefSeq and is a predicted model, not a curated record. The coding region runs from base 1 to 420 and encodes 139 amino acids.